AUGUUGGCCAGACUCGUCAUGGAGAGCAUAGUUGGCCUUCUUGGAGUCAUAUUUUCCAUUAUAUUGAUCAUGGUGAGUUUUUUAUGCCUAAAUGUGACUGAAUUUGGCCUGGCCCUUUUUGAAUUUGCUUCAGCCUGGUUUAGGGUCCUCCGUUAGGCCUUUUUAUUGCCAUUUUUGGCUGUUUUUAACUUUUGUAACCUAUUAUUUGAUCAAAACAGGUUUUUAAAUUAAUUUAGGUACAAUUUUUAAAACAAGGUUCACCCAAGAAUCAGACAUAGGCGAUGAAAAAUUUCAAACUAUUUGAAAACCGCUCAUUUUUUGAUAAGAGGUAGCACUUGGGUAUAGAAAUGCAAAAAUAUAAAAAAAUUUUAAAAAUUCGGGUUACGUUAGGAUUACGGUAGGUUUUAAGAUUUUUUUUGUAACUGUUGUACUAAAUGUCAGAAUGGAAUGGGACUUUUUUUUAAAUUGUUUGUUACUAUAAGACAAUCAUUUUAUCUGUUGACAACUUUUUUUUUUAUUAUGCCCGGAAGGCAUUGAAAAAAAUUAAAGUUUUCAAAAAAACCAUCAAAAUUUUGAAAAAUUUGAAAUUUCUCGAAAAAAAGUCACUAUGUAACAAACUUUUGACAACAGAUAAUGAAACUACAUGCUCUUACAGUUCUAAUGACACCGCGCAUGGGUCAUCUUAGCGGGGCCUGCGGUAGCUACGAAUUUUCAAAGUUGACACCCUAAGGUCAAUUAGCACAGAAUUUGACUGUAAUAUGGUUACAAAUGGUUAAAAAAGGUGUUUGACACAUUUUGAGCGUUUCAUAAGUCUUUAAAAGCAAUUUCCUUUGUAUUGCCUCAGGGAAUUUGUAAUUUAAAAAAAUUAUUUUUUUUUAAAUUUAAAUUUUAAAAAAUUUUUAAAACUCGGAAAUUAAAAGAAUAUGACUUGGCUUUUAAUAAAUGAUCUAUACAGAGACGUCGCUACGGAUUUUCUCUAAGGAAGGAAAGGUUGAAAAUUUUUUUUUCGUCCACAGGUCCCCCUAUGGCCCGAUUUUUUAAAAAAAAAUUUUUUUUGUGUUUUUUUUUGCGUAAAAAUUUUGUAUAGGUCACUUACCAAAAGCCAAGGCAUUCAUUUUAAUUUCCAAGCUUUAAAAAUUUUUUAAAAUUAAAAAUUAAAAAAAAUUUUUUUUUUAAAUUACAAAUUCCCUGAGGCAUUACACAGGAAAUUGUUUGUAAACACUUAUAAAACUUGUAAUAUGUGCCAUGCACCUUUUUUAACCAUUUGUAACCAUAUUACAGUCAAAUUCUGUGCUAAUUGACCUUAGGGUGUCAACUCUGAAAAUUCGUAGCUACCGCAAGGCCCCGCUAAGAUGACCCAUGCGCGGUGUCAUUAGAACUGUAAAAGCAUGUAGUUUCAUUAUCUGUUGUCAAAAAGUUUGUUACAUAGUGACUUUUUUCGAGAAAUUUCAAAUUUUUCAAAAUUUUGAUGGAUUUUUUUUGAAAACUUUAAUUUUUUUCAAUGCCUUCCGGGCAUAAUAAAAAAAAGUUGUCAACAGAUAAAAUGAUUGUCUUAUAGUAACAAACAAUUUAAAAAAAGUCCCAUUCCAUUCUGACAUUUAGUACAACAGUUACAAAAAAACCUUAAAACCUACCGUAAUCCUACCGUAACCCGAAUUUUUAAAAUUUUUAAAUAUAUUUGCAUUUCUAUACCCAAGUGCUACCUCUUAUCAAAAAAUGAGCGGUUUUCAAAUAGUUUGAAAUUUUUCAUCGCCCCUGUCUGACCAAUGUUCGAUUCUUACGCGGACGUUGUUUUAAUAAAAAUGAUCUUUGAUAAAGAGGAAGAUGAUGUACAUUAUCAAAAUUUUUUUUUCAGAUCCUAAUGUGUGUCAGAAAGUUCCGAAAACGAAACAUUUUGCGAACGAUUGCUUCGACAAUCCUGGCCGAAGGCUUAUAUUGUCUAUCUUUCUGCAUUCCACUAUGGUCCUACUUGAUCUUUGGACACGUUAUGGAUUCGAAUACGACUAAAGUAAGUCUUUUUGAUCUGAAAUGAAUAGAAAUUAAUAAUAAUAUUAAUGUGUAUUAUUAGAAUGUUCAAAUAAUGUUGUGCUCUCUAGUCUUUAAAUCUGCUUUUAAAGAGGGCACAGAAUUAUUUGAACAACCUAUAACAAAUUCGUAAAAAUAAUAACUGUUUCGACUUGGUCCGGCUUGGGUCGAGGUUGGACCGGGCCUAGUGGGCCCCUUUUCAGGUCUAGGUAGGGUAAGAUAAGAAACUGUAAUUUAGAAUAAGUUAUGUUGAAAUAAGGUAAUAUAAGGCAAGCUAAAGUAGUAUAAGGUAAUUUACGGCAUGGUAAGGUAAAGUAUGGUAAGAUAUGUUAAGAUAAAUUAAGGUAGGGUAAGUUAAUCUAAAAUAAGGUAAGGUGAAGUAGAGUAGGGUAAUUUAGGGUACGGUAAAGUAACCGGGUCAGACUGAAGCUGAGCCCGGUCUGGGCCUAGCAGGCUCACUUUUAUGUAUAUAUUUCGAUUAUUAAAUGUAUAUUAAUAUGGAUUUUUUAAUUUGUUCUAUUUUAGGUAAUAGCAUACGUGAAUGAAGUGGUCUACAAAGCCCAAAUGUAUCAUCAUUCUCUGCUCGAAAUCACACGAGUCUACUACACGUUUAUACAACGCCCAAGCCCGAUUGAAACUAAUAAACUUAACGAUGUAAGAUUUUAAAAAUUUUUUAAAUUACAAUAGAAUUUUUUUUUUUCAAAAUGGUGCAGUUAUGACUAUGGUACAAUCAAUUUUGACUAUAGCACAAGCCAUUACUGUAUUAGGUUGAACCAAAAGUAGCGGGACACUUUUCAUUUAUUUUUAACUAAAAAGUGUCCCGCUACUUUUGGUUCAACGUAUAAGAUACGCUUCCUAAGACUAGGCUAAACUUUUUUAUGUUUUAGUUUUGCCUCUUGCUAUGCUGGAUGAUUGGAAUAGCAACAAUAUCCACCUACUUUUACUACGGUCGAGUAUUGAACUUUGACUAUACGGAAAUGACCUGGGCUGGUCAUAGUGUGUGGAACGUUCUAAUCAGAUGCUUUUACACAAUGCAAUGGCUGGCAUUGUUUGCUGGAUUGGCGGCGGCUGGGGCUGUUAUCAUUGCUUUCUAUGUUAAGGUAGGUAUUGUUUGUUACUUCAAUGUAUUGAAGCUAUAAGACAGGUUAUAUUAAGAUCAUAAGUUUGUUUAGUUUAAGGUUAUAUAUUAGGAGGUAUUAAGGUAGGUAUCCUUUAAUAUUUCAAGGUAUUGACAAGCUAUAAUGAAGCUAUAAGACAUCCUAUAUGAAGACAACGUAUUGGGUUAGUUUAAGGUUAUAUGCGAGUUAUAUUAAGGUAGACAGUGAUUUGCUUUAGGAUGUUUUAAAAUACGAAAUUAUAAAGUUUUGGUAACAAAUUUGUUAAAUGUUGGGUUACCACGUCAACAGCUUAUUGUUGUUGAGGUAAAUUGCCAACAAAUAUGGGUAUUGUUUUAAUAAAUAUUAACAGCCACAAGCCAUAGGGAUCGAAAAUGAGGUAUAAUAUCACUUAUACAUAAUCUAAGGUAACUACAAUAGUACAUGUGACGAGAUUAUAGUUAACGACAAUAUUAAUACAUUCGUGUGUAAACGUACUCAAUGACAAUGCAUUGUUACACCAGAUUUCACAAAGUUUGUCUUUUUUUUUCAAAAACGGAAGUCCUUCAACGUUAAAGUAUGUACGUAACUAAGACUACUGUAACGUUUGUGGUCUCUGUAAAUCAAGUAUGUAAUUACUGUAUGUAACAAGGAAUAGGAAGAUAACUUAAGUUUUUUAAAAUUUUAGGUAAGUGGGAUCGGAAAUGCCCUUUUAAAAGUCUAAAAAUGAAUGUACUACACGUUAUUCAUACUCAAUAUUGUAUGUAAAAUACAAUUUUAUUUUUGCUAAGUGCAAUAUCUAAAAUAGUAAAGCUUACUGUGGCGACUAAGUUUAAUUUUGGAUAGGUUUGUAUCUAAAAUUAAAAAUUGUAGCUUUUUAAGAUUUAUAAAAAUAGUUUUGGGCACAAAAAGUAACCUUUUUUAUGUAUUAUGUAGACUUACUGUAAUUAGACCUGCAAAAUGGCCAGGUCGGGCUUAAUUUUUUGGGCUGGACGACUAUUUCCAUUUCGCUUUGAAUUCGGCCCUUAUAUAAAUUCAUUAAAUUAAUAAAUAGGACAACUUGUAUAUUGUUUCAGUUAAAUAUCUAAUAAUUUAACAAUUUUAACUUUUAAACAUAGUUUAAAGAUUAUUUUAAAGUAAAUACAGUGGUCUCUCCAUAUAGUGAACCAUAUGUUAUAAGCAACCCGAAGGGACCGACAUUUUGUGUUUACUAUAAGGGGUGUUGUCUUUACAGAGAGGCUUUUUAGUCCAAAUUGACUCGGGCUUCAGGUCGGCUCGAGAUCAAGCCGUGAAUAUUGGGCUUUCUUUCAGGUCUAGUUGUCUGUAUCAAAGUUUUCAAAUUUAAAAUUUUUGAUUUUGGGUCAGCUUUAGCUUUGUCUUUUUUCAAAUUUUAACUUUAAUUCUUGCAUUAGAGCCACUCGGGAGCCGUUAUAGUGAUUCAGUACUAAAUUCGACAUUUUCUGGCUUCGUUUUUAGCCGGGGUUCCCCAUUUUUAUACAUUUUUUCUCCGGUUCUAGCUUCGGAGCCUGAGCUGCUCUGCGGCCAAAGCCGGCUUCUGAGCUCUUGAGAACUAUGGUCAGUAUGACUUUCUUCUAUGUUUAUGAUACAUGCAUGCCAAUAUGACCUUAAAAUUGGGAAAAAUUUUAAAAAGUAGAAAUAUACUAUAUGAAAAAACGAUAAAAUUUCAAAAACUUCAGAUUCCAAGCACGCGAAACAUUAAAAAGACGAUCGAAGGCAAGAUCUUCCUACAAACAAUCUUGCUCAGCUCUAUCGAUGCCAUUCAAAUGUUAUUGACCGUGGCUAUGUCGUCUAAUGGUAUGCGAACGUCGUUCAGUAACAUAUUAACGUUGUGUCGAUGCUCGCUGAGUGCACCACUUUACAUUUUUCUUAAUCGGUAAAUUUUUAAAGUAAUUUAGCAUUGAAUAGUGGUACUUGCUUAAUGAUAGGACUAUUUAGCUUUUUUAGUACUAAUUAAGAAGUUAGUACAAUUUAGUACGGAAAAAUAGUGACUAUUACCUGUUUACAGUACGUCCUAUAUAGGACAAGGUUACUUUUGUAGUACUGGUUAAGAAAUUAGUACUAUUUAGUACUAAAAAAACUUUGCAGUACUAUCUAAGAGAUUGGUACUCACUCUAAAAAUAAACUACUAAACACGUAGUAUGACUGGUACUAAAAUGUUGCUACUACAUUUUUGGUAGUAAAAUAGCACUACUACAGUACCAGUCUAGACUACGAUCCGCUUCAUAUUAGUAAUCUCAUAUUUUGCCCGAUGCAUGAGAUACUGCUUAUCAUGACGAAUACGACAGUAAUUAAAGCAUUAACAACAUCAAUUUUAGCGAAAUACGAGGUACUCUACGAAGGGCAUGUUUUGUGGUUACUGGAACGUAUGUUCAAAGCAGUAUGGGAAUUACCUACAUUUCGGUUACUAAACCUGUUAAUCGUAGCCCCAACAUUACAAUAUUGUGA
Bursaphelenchus okinawaensis is the source of this 5585-nucleotide messenger RNA. The record is from the annotation of a GenBank genome assembly. NCBI's taxonomy places the organism in Eukaryota, Metazoa, Nematoda, Chromadorea, Rhabditida, Aphelenchoididae.